GGACCAAGAAGAAACACUGACAUCCGGAUUAAGAAACGACUGACAAUUUAAUCUUCAACGAAUCAUAUUGACAAGUAUUUGAACGGUUUUGGAUCACAGUUGUCAUUUGUGAUAUUCGAGUGGAUAUGAAUUCGCUUGUGGGAUACGGGGUAUCAUCUGAGUCAGAGGAUGAAGAGAAGGGAGAAGACUAUCAAAAGGAGUCCUUCAAAAAGACGGAUUGUGCUGUAAAGGAGGCAAAAAGCCGUAAUUUCCUGUUGGAGUCGGAAUCGCCGUCCAGUGAGUCUGAAUCUGGUCCAGAGAACGAGGAUCAAGAGGAGGCACCUACUGCCAAACGCUCCUUUUCUGAGUCCUUGCUGACCCAGUCCCUCCGUCCUCACACUCACAAGCUCCCGCCUCCACCUCUGGGAGGCUCCAGCUCGGGUGGAGCGCUUACAGGCAGCAGUGUGUUUGCUAACCCCUUCAAAGUAAUGGCUGAGGAAAGACUGAAUGUCCUGCAAAAACAUGUACCUCUUACUUUACAAGCUCGCCCCACUCAGAUCGGCGGUAAGCGCAUUUGUGUGGCCUACAGGAAGGAUGGUCGCUGCCGCUUUGGAAGCCGCUGCAAGUUCGCACAUGACAGCGAUCUGCAGAGUAACUGUGUGGUCACCUCUGCUAAUGGACCAAAAGACGAUGAUAAUGUUGCAGGUUCACAUAAUCGUGAUCCGCUGGCUUCUUGUGUGGAAGACACAGACCCAGACGGAGAGAAAGACAAUGAACAGCGAAAGAAAAGAAGAGUGGGAGUGAACGAUUCUCUCAUUCCACCAAAACGUGCACUCAAGCAGUAUGCCAGACUCUCACACCCCUAAAAGACAUUAUAAUGCUGCUCAUUGGGCAACAACUCCCUUUUAUGUGAAAAUCAGUCAUGAUGCUGUGUGUUAUAUUUAUUUAAUUAAUAUGCUACUAAUAACAUCAUCAGUCUGUAAAAUGUGGA
Rhinichthys klamathensis goyatoka is the source of this 970-nucleotide messenger RNA. RefSeq lists its product as uncharacterized. The transcript is spliced from 2 exons. Bases 126 to 845 code for a protein of 239 amino acids. Gene Ontology annotation, molecular function: metal ion binding. Lineage: Eukaryota; Metazoa; Chordata; Actinopteri; Cypriniformes; Leuciscidae. The record is from RefSeq and is a predicted model, not a curated record.